This is a messenger RNA of Dendrobium catenatum, 4104 nucleotides long. RefSeq names its product protein ALWAYS EARLY 2. Gene Ontology annotation, biological process: regulation of transcription by RNA polymerase II; regulation of cell cycle; DNA-templated transcription. The coding region runs from base 302 to 3886 and encodes 1194 amino acids. The transcript has 21 exons. The record is from RefSeq and is a predicted model, not a curated record. NCBI's taxonomy places the organism in Eukaryota, Viridiplantae, Streptophyta, Magnoliopsida, Asparagales, Orchidaceae. Gene Ontology annotation, molecular function: DNA binding. Gene Ontology annotation, cellular component: transcription repressor complex; nucleoplasm.
CCUAAACCAAAAACCCAAAAACCCAAAAACCUGACCGGAGCGGCUGGGCGAAGUUCUUGGAGCGUCUGCAAGCGAUUUUCGUCUUCCUUGUCGGAGCGAUCGGAUUUUGGAGGAUGGGCCAACUCAAGUGAUACAUGUGCAACUUGAUCCACCAGUACUCUAAGCAUGGAUUACUCUAAUAGACAAACGAUUCAGACAUAUUUUCAAUAGCCUAAGAAUCAUUUAUGGAAUUGAAGAGGGAGCUUUAAAAGGGCAGAAGAAAUGCCAAGUCUACAAGCAAACAGACCAAAAGAUAACUUUGAUGGCUUCAGCAAGAAAAUCUAGAAACGUGAACAAGCGCUUUAGCAAGGUUAUUGAAGAGUUGCAAGAUAAAGACGGAGGCAACCCAGGCAAAAAGAUGAAAAAGAGGAAACUGUCAGACAUGUUAGGUUCUCAAUGGGGCAGAGAUGAGCUUGAACGUUUCUAUGAAGCCUAUCGUAAACAUGGGAGAGAUUGGAGAAAGAUUGCGGUGGCAGUACGAAACAGACCUCCUGAAAUGGUGGAAGCUCUUUACAACAUGAAUAAGGCUUACUUAUCCCUUCCCGAGGGACAUGCCACUGCUGCUGGAUUAAUAGCAAUGAUGACUGAUCAUUACAAUAUUCUGGAAGGUAGUGAUAGCGAUCAAGAAAGCAAUGAUGCAUCAAGAACUUAUCGCAAGACACCAAAGCGUGGGAGAGGGAAAUUUAGGCUCAUGUCCAAAGGUUCUGAUGGGCCUUAUACUGAUUUACCGCAAUAUCAAGCAGCCUCAUCAAGUUAUGGGUGCCUGUCUCUGUUGAAAUGGAAGCGUUCUGGAGAUUUAUUUGCAGGUAGCAGGCCUCGAGCUGUUGGAAAAAGGACCCCACGCAUCCCUGUUCCAUUUUUUCUUAAAGAAGAUAGGAAUAGGAUAGUUUCACCGUGUAAACUAGGCUUGAAAUCUGAGUGUAAUACUGUGGAUGAUGAGGGUGCCCAUGUGGCUGCUCUAGCACUGGCUGAGGCUUCACAACGAGGGGGCUCACCACAGAUUUCAAGAACUCCAAGCAAAAGAUGUCACCUAACGUACUCCCCUGCUCCAAGUGGUGAAAAUAAGUUUGGGGAUUCCAAAUUCAUUAAUUGUCGAGUGGAUGAUGAUCAUCUUGAAGGCAGCUUAGGAAGCAGGGAGGCUGAGAAUGGGGAGUUCAUUAAAGAAGCAAGUAUAUCUGAAACACGCCAAAAAUCAAAGAAAGUGCAAAGGAAGAGAUCAAAGGCAGUUGAAGAUGAGCCAUUUGAUGAUGACAGGGAAGCUUGUAGUGGUACUGAGGAAGGUCUUAAUGUAAGAAAAUCCAAGGAUGACACUGAAAUAGAUAUUUCAGGUGGUAGAGUUUUGCGGCCUUCUAAAGGAUCUAAGAAGCGAAGCCGCCAACUAUUUUUUGGUGAUGAAAGCUCUGCACUGGAUGCUCUGCAGACGCUGGCUGAUCUGUCUCUGAACAUCUUAUUGCCGACUUCUACUAUUGAAUCUGAAUCUUCCAUCCAGAUUAAAGAGGAAAUUCAUACAGCUGAUUUUGAUGAGAAACCUAACAUAACCGAGUCAUUGUCAACAAAUCUUCAAAGAGAGAAAUCUAAUACUGUUGAAAGAAAAGACAAAGGACACUCCCUAGCUGUUGAUGGUGUUUCCCGCAAAGGUACCAAAUCAUCAAAAGGCUUAGCAUCUGAUCCUAAAACUUCUGAUAUGAAACAGCAAAAUAGCUCAUCCAGCACGAAGGUGCAAAAGAGAAAGCCAAAAUCAAUGAUUGAGAAGACUUCAAAAUCCCAAUUUGAAAGUGAUCCUCAAAAAAUUGAAUUUCAUAAGACAGAGAUUUUGAUGGAAGAUGAAAAGAGAUCUUUGGCUAAAGUUAAACGAGUUUGUCAAAAUUCGAUGCAACAAAAACUAGGAAAAUCUGCUAAAUUACAGGAGCGGCAUUUUACUGCCAGUGAUUUGGAAAGAGUGGUGGUAGAUCCAAAUGAGGCAGCUGUAACCGAUUCUCCCCAAAAUGAAGUAAUUAUCCCAACAAAAAGUAGGAACCGUCGUAAGAUGGAUUUGCAGAAAGCUUUAGCAAGAAAGGAAUCAAAAUCCAGUGAAAGUGGUGUAGAGGAACAUCCGGACAAAUACCCAUUCAGUAACAGACCAUAUGAACUAAAGGAAACACUUUGUCACUGCUUAUCAUCUCAACUACUACGUAGAUGGUGUAAAUUUGAAUGGUUUUACAGUGCUAUUGAUUACCCAUGGUUUGCCAAAAGUGAGUUUGUUGAGUACUUAAAUCAUGUUAGACUCGGUCACAUUCCCAGGCUUACACGUGUUGAGUGGGGGGUAAUAAGAAGUUCUCUCGGCAAACCACGCCGGUUGUCCAGCCGGUUCCUACAGCAGGAGCGGGAGAAGUUAGAACAAUAUCGGGAAUCAGUUAGAUCUCAUUAUGCUGAGGUCCGCGCUGGUGUAACUGAAGGAUUGCCUGCUGAUUUGGCUCGUCCCCUUUCAGUUGGACAGCGAGUUAUUGCCUGCCACCCAAGAAUGAGAGAAGUUCGUGAUGGGAGUAUCUUAACUGUGGAUCGUAACCGGUGCAGGGUUCAAUUUGAUAGACCUGAACUGGGAGUUGAAUUUGUAAUGGAUGUUGACUGCAUGCCAUGGAAUCCAGUGGAAAACAUUCCUGAAGCCCUGCGGAGACAGAAUCUUGUUAUCAACAAAUUCUGCAGUGGCUUUUCAGAUUUAAGGUUGGAUGAACAAAAGGAGUUCAAGACAAAAGACAGCAUGACAUUUGCUUCUACUGAGAACAUGGAGGCUGCAGAUUGUACUUCUCAUGUUGCCUCUUAUAGUUAUCCCAUGAACACCUUAAUAAAUCAGGCGAAGGGGGAUACACUUGAUGCUAUUGUACAGGCUAAAGCUGCUGUAAAUGAAGUUGCUGUUGCUGCACAGCAGGCCAUGUAUGGCCAACCUUUUACCUUGGCUCAGAUACAAGCUAGGGAAGCUGAUAUUAGAGCGCUUGCAGAUUUGUCACGCACUCUUGAUAAAAAGGAGGCGUUACUGAUAGAGCUGAGGCAAAUGAAUGAAGAAGUUUCUUCUAAACAAAAGAAUGGUGAUCAUAUCAAAGAUUUGGAAAACUUUAGAAAGCAAUAUGCUAUGGUUCUCUUACAACUUCGAGAUGUAAAUGAUCAAGUUGCUUCUGCUUUGCUGUUUCUGAGGCAGCGGAACACCUAUGAAAGAAAUUCGACUCUUGCAUGGAACAAGGCAAAUGAGACCUCUAUGCAGCAGGGCUCCUUUAAUCCCUCUGCUCUCCUUGCAAACGAUUCAGGAUCUAAUGUUGUUGAAGUUAUUCAAAGUUCUAGGCAGAAAGCAAAGACAAUGGUUGAUGUAGCUGUCCAGGUAAUGCAUGCCCUUAAAGAUGGAGAAGAUGCUUUUGUUAGAAUUGGGGAGGCUUUAGAACUUGCAAGUAAUAGAAAUUCUGGCUCGACUUCUGCUAUAGCAGCAGUUAGACAUACUUUUGCUGAUGCGGCACCUGAAAAUGCUGCACCACAUCAGGAUCACGUUUCAUCCAAGUUAGAGGCAGCCAAUAUUCAAGCUCCCAACCUAAAAUUUCAAUCUUUAACUAAUGGAACUGAAGUCCACUGUCCAUCAGAGCUAAUUUCAUCCUGUGUGGCUACUCUGUUCAUGAUACAGAGGUGCACGGAGAGGCAGUACCCCCCAGCUGAGGUUGCUCAGAUCCUUGACUCUGCUGUGGCAAGCUUGCAACCAUGCUGCCCUCAGAACCUUCCUAUUUUUAGAGAGAUAGAGACAUGUAUGGGAAUCAUCAAGAACCAAAUGCUUGCUCUUGUGCCUACUCCUAGUAACGGAAUGGUUACUUCUGAUGCGCCUAUUUUGUAGGAAAUUCAAGCUAAUAUGUUGUGUCCACUUUGUUGUUUUUGUUCAUAUUAUUUUCAAUCACACAGGCUCUUCUAAAUUAGGUUACCAGUUCAAUGUAAAAUUUAAAUUGUUCAGCUCAAUUUUUAUUUUUAUUUUUAUUCAAUGCUCAUCAGCUUUAUAUUAUGCGUAGUAUUAAUACCAUGCAAGUCGAGUCUUGAUCGAGAAAAAAUUCCAAGUAU